Staurois parvus is the source of this 426-nucleotide messenger RNA. The record is from the annotation of a GenBank genome assembly. Lineage: Eukaryota; Metazoa; Chordata; Amphibia; Anura; Ranidae.
GCGGGCACCGCGUCAUCUGGCAAGGCAGUGGGCACCGGGUCACCAGGCAUUGGAUCGUCUGGCUCGACAGCGGGCAUCGGGUCACCAGGCAUCAGGUCAUUUGGCUCGCCAGCGGGCACCGCGUCAUCUGGCAAGGCAGUGGGCACCGAGUCACCAGGUACGACAGCGGGCUCUGAGUCAAUUGGCACGACAGCGGGCCACCGGAUCAGGUACCGGAUCAUCUGGAUCAACAGCGGGCAUCGAGUCAACUGGCCUAAUAGGAUCGUCAGGCUGGAUCAGUUCAUCAUGCUGGGUAGAGGCAUCAGGCUGAAUGCCGGCGUCCGGCUGAGUAGAGGCUUCAGGCCAAGUAGAGGCAUCAGGCCGAGUAGAGGCAUCAGGCCGAGUAGAGGCAUCAGGCCGAGUAGAGGCUUCAGGCCGAGUAGAGGC